AUGCUGUUUGUGAUUGUUAAGGAGCUGCACCACCACGAUGACGUCUCAAUCUUGGCUUACGCAGAUGAUGUGCUGACGAAAGACGAACAGAUAGGCCUGUUGUUCAGAGCCAAACGGAAGUGUGAGGGGAACAUCAAGUCCAAACACAGAGUUCCUGAUAGUUUCUGCUCACCAGAAUGGGACGGAAUUGUUUGUUGGCCUGAAGGGCCUCCGGGAAAGCUUGUAUCAACCGCCUGUCCAGAGUAUAUCCAUGACUUCAACCAUAAAGGACUUGCAUACCGGAGGUGUGACAACAACGGAACGUGGGAGCUGGCCACAGCCAACAAGACGUGGGCCAAUUAUAACGAAUGUGCAAAAUUCCUCUACCAUUACAACCAUAGCCAUGAAAAGGACGUCUUUCACCGCCUGUAUCUGAUCUACACAGUGGGGUACUCCAUCUCUUUGGGAUCACUCAUGGUUGCCGUCGUCAUCUUGGGAUAUUUCCGACGAUUGCACUGCACCAGGAACUACAUCCACAUGCACCUAUUUGUGUCCUACAUGCUCAGAGCGAUCAGUAUUUUCGUGAAAGAUGUUGUGCUCUACUCUGGAUCAGCCUUAGAGAACAUGGAACGAGUCACAGUGGAAGACCUCAAGUCCAUCACUGAGGCUCCGCCAGCCAACAAAACACAGUUUAUUGGCUGCAAGGUGGUUGUGACCUUAUUCUUGUACUUUCUUGCGACAAAUUACUACUGGAUCCUUGUGGAGGGUCUGUACCUCCACAGCCUCAUCUUUAUGACCUUCUUCUCAGACAGAAAGUAUCUAUGGGGAUUUACUCUGAUUGGAUGGGGAGUACCAGCUAUGGUUGUGACAGUUUGGGCAACUAUGAGAGCCACGUUUGCAGACACAGAGUGUUGGGACUUGAGUGCAGGCAAUUUGAAAUGGAUAUAUCAAGUGCCUAUUCUGGCGGCUAUAGUGGUUAAUUUUAUGUUAUUUCUGAACAUCAUCAGAGUCUUGGCAACUAAGCUACGAGAAACAAAUGCUGGCAGGUGUGACACAAGACAACAGUACAGAAAACUGUUGAAGUCCACGUUGGUGCUGAUGCCACUCUUUGGUGUCCACUACAUCAUAUUCCAUGCCAUGCCGUACACAGAGGUGUCUGGAGUUCCUUGGCUGAUACAGAUGCACUAUGAGAUGCUGUUCAACUCCUUCCAGGGAUUCUUAGUUGCAAUUAUAUACUGCUUUUGCAAUGGGGAGGUGCAAGCUGAGAUCAAAAAGUCCUGGAGCAGAAGGACUCUGGCCCUGGACUUCAAAAGGAAAGCACGGAGCGGCAGCAACACUUACAGCUAUGGCCCGAUGGUGUCACACACCAGUGUUACCAACGUCACUGCCAGAGGACCGCUGGCCCUCCACCUCACCACGAGGCUGGGACCGGUGCCUGUGAACGGGCACAGGAACCUCCCCGGGUACGUUAAGAACGGCUCUGUCUCUGAGAACUCUAUACCCUCAUCAGGACAGGAGCUUCACAUUCCUGAUGAGGAGCAUUCGGCUCACACACGGCCCUGCGAGAACGAGAAACCUUCACCUGUGGUGGAGGAGGAGAGGGAGACAGUCAUGUGACCUCCAGGCCGCUGUGUGUGUGUGUGUGUGUGUGUGUGUGUGUGUGUGUGUGUGUGUGUGUGUGUAGUGAUAAAAACUGGAAGAAAAUCAUGAAACAGUCUCAGGAUGGUCUGAAGGGGGACGACUGCAUGCAACACUGCCAGUUUCAAGCCAGGACAUUGCCGACAGAUGAGGCUCAAGGCAUGAAGGUGUAUCACUUUUGUGAGCUGAGCCGCCUUUCAAUGAGGGAUGAUGACCCUCAGAGUUCCCUCAACUCUUUCACCAACCACCUGCCACAGUGAAUGUGCAAAAGGAUGAAAACGGACUGCUGUUUCUUAUUUCUUUUCCACUUCCACAACAAGUUGUUUUCUUGAUUUUGGUUUCCUUUCUUGUGCAUAAAUCAAACUGGAGUAAGUUACAGUAUUUGCCAGGAACAGCCUUAAUCACAUAUGUAAAGCCAGGGGGAUUUUGAGUGUACUUAGUGACACAUGUGGGCAAUUUCAACAGCAAGUCUUCGGAUUAAGUCAGCGUGAUUAGACUAAGUAAGUGUAGGGUCAUCUUAAAAAACUUUUAAUGCUACUAUUUUGAGGCAUCUGUUCAUGCUUUCUGGCAUGGUAUCUCAUUUGUUUUGCAUUGACGUGAAUCCACUUCAGUGUAAAAGGGAAGGUACUCAGGUAAUUGAAGUCCUCUGUUGUUGCACACCUAUUUUUAUACUUUUAAAGUGGUGUUUUUCGCUUGGUCAGCAUUUCUCUGAGGGUGUUGGUAUGUAAUAUAAGGCUGUGUUCAUUUUUUAAUUUUAUUUUUCAUGUUGUACAGUUUCUGCAGUUUAGAAAAACCCAGUAUUCAUCUCUCUAAUUACAACAGAUUUCAAACAGUUCAAAUGAAUGUUUCAUAUUCAAAUUGUCUCCAAAAAUACCCUGUCUCAUACAUACACACACACACACACACACACACACACACACACACACACACACACACACACAUGCACGCACAACAUGAUGCCAAAGUAAGAAUAUCUCUUUUUGAAGACUGCCUCCGUCUUCAGCGUUGGAGUCAGCGUUAGUUGAGGUAAAGAAGGACUUUAUUAAAAGGUAUCAUAUGUUCCCACACAGUUUUCGAAGCACGAGACCCCUUUUAAAAACACAGGGUUCAGGUAACGCUCAUAUAUUCCAGUCGAAUGUUAAUUAAAUGAGGAUUCCAAGGAAAUCUCAAAUUCCGCUGGAAUUCCAAGAGUGACAUUUGUGGUGGAUAUGAAGGAAAAACCCAGAAAUGAAUAACACACAUUCAUUUUUACAGAUGGUCCAGGGUUAUGCUGCUUUUUGAUGUAUAUACAAGUCACAAUGUUUACAAAGAUCAGAAAUACAUUCUAAUUGUGAGCUAAUAGUGUUCAUGUGUUAUAAAGCUAUUUCAAUGUUUUGUUUUUUUCCAUGUCUGUUUACGGAAUGUUUGCAAUAUUGCAAUAUAUAUUGCCGGAUAUAUUUACAGGUGACAGAGGGCAUUUAAACUAAACUAGCAUUUAAUGAAGCAUUCCGCAAGAUAUUUUAUUCUCUGUAAAUUGUCAUUUACAGCACUUGGAUUGCUGGUUAGGUGACAUUAUCUGUUAUACCAAAGAGAAAAGGCGUGACACGCUGCGAGAGAAAAAGUUGUUUUGCAGUAUUUCUUUGUAUUUUCAUCCACCAUCUUGUUUACGAUGACCAAAAGUCUUAAAAUCACCAUCUCUCAAAAAAAAAAAGUAUCUGCUACUGGUAGUUAGUGUCGGGAAAUGUCAAGAUAAAAGUGUUGAGAGCGCCCACACAGAUUGAAGUUUCUUUAAAAAUACUAAGAUUCAUUUAAGUUUCAAAUCCGUCGCUUAGUAACAACGCACCGACACCAUUAAUAUUGAAGGCAGUUGUGUUGCUCUACUUGGACUUUGGUCUCAAGUGCUAAAUAUGUUGCUAUUUGGUUUGGACGAAUAUAUCUGAUGUGAUUUAGAUCAGAUUCAGCUAAAUAGAGUUAUACCUCACAUUACUUUUCCUUAGUGACCAAAGCUAAUAUUAUACCCAUAUUUCUUUACAUCUUUACAAUAGUGAUCCCCAGGAUCCCUUGUCCAUCCUGCUGUUUUGUUCUUUUAUUGACUGCAAAAUGACUGAAUCACGCUCCCAGUUGUUUCCCACCUGAUGCUACAUCCAUUAAGGUGUGUGCUUGAGUUCGUUUUAAAAGGUUAAAGCUUGGCUUGCUCCAGUGUUUUCCUACAAGUCCGUCCAGCAGGUUUACACUGCAUCUAAAGUUAAUUCACAUUUUUACUAAAUAAAUCAGACAACAUCACAAACCGUCUCCCCUGUUUUCCCAUCAAGUAGAUUUUUAAAGGAUAAGUCUGGUAAUAUCCUAUUAUGUUUCUUAUCCUCAACAAAUCCCAUGAAAAUACAGAGAGUGUCGUCUCAUAUAGCUUAUUCCUCUGCGUCAUACACCUCUAGUGUUGACUAAAAAUGAUUAAAAACGCAAUACGAAGGCUGACUGCAUCACUACGAUCACUGUAGUUCAUUCACGAGUCAAUCUCACAAACACCUCUUGGGUGCGUAAAUACUCACCAGCACAUCGAAUGUGUAAUAAUCUGCAGCUAAUAAAUAGUCUCCAACAAAAACAAAAGUGCGAUUUACUCUUGUUUGAGUAACGUUUGCUAAAAGUUACAUUGCUGUGCUUUUUAUUGAAAUUACGUAGGCUUUAAAAACAUGAAUAUAUGUAACCUAAAUAUUUAGAAAGAAAUGAGAGAUGGUUUGGGUCUUUUCAUAGCAAUAGGAAAAAUAUACAACAAUCUACAACAACCAACAAUUAGCAGUGGAAAUCUAAGAAGUGCUUUUUGGACCCAACUUGAACAUUUCCAUGGGGAUCGGUCAUUAUUGUGACUUGCGGUUGAGUGUAUUGACUACAACACUAAUUACAGGUGGCUGCAGGCCACCGUGAUGGAAAGAGGAAAAGACUGAGGGAGAUGGAAACCGCUGUCACUUGAUAAUACAGUAUCAUAUUAUCUCUAAAGAUUUUUUUUAAUAUUUAACUGGAUCCUUUUAGCUGGUAUUUAGUGCAUCACUCACAACUCUGGAGAUUUGUACGCCCUUCAGGAGAACAGUUGUACAGUAUUAAAAAAUGCAGUUGACUGAGAUGGUCGUUAUGUAACUUCUGUGUAAGACAGUUUUUUAUUAAAAAAGUGGCCGGUAUCGGAACAUGAAAAUUGUUUAUAAAAAAAUAUAUGUGGAGCACUUUAAUACCCUAUUAUACAGUAAUUUGUUCUGAUUGUAUCAUGUAAAAUGAUUGUGUGUUGGAAUCAUGUGUACAAUAAGGCCAAUAAUCAUAGAGCUAAUGUUGUAAUUCAUUGUUUUCAAAUACCUCUCAUGUGUGUGGUUGUCUUUUAUUUAUCUCGUGCCGAAAAGUGGAGUCAGCGUUGGUCUUCAUGCUUUAGAUUACAGUAUGUGGGCCGUGUUAGCUAAGACGCAUUUCGCCUUCUCAUCACUCUGUAGUGACUUAGGGCACGUUGUAGAUAUCAGUGUAAACUUAGAAUAAAAUAGUACGGUGUUUUCUGGUAUCUAAUGUUAAUCAGUGAAUUGUGAAUAAGACAAUAAAUCUGUAAUUUUACUGUA
Cottoperca gobio is the source of this 5186-nucleotide messenger RNA. It is a transcript of the gene pth1r, whose product is annotated as parathyroid hormone 1 receptor. Gene Ontology annotation, molecular function: G protein-coupled peptide receptor activity; peptide hormone binding; parathyroid hormone receptor activity. Lineage: Eukaryota; Metazoa; Chordata; Actinopteri; Perciformes; Bovichtidae. Gene Ontology annotation, biological process: cell surface receptor signaling pathway; adenylate cyclase-activating G protein-coupled receptor signaling pathway; intracellular calcium ion homeostasis. The record is from RefSeq and is a predicted model, not a curated record. Bases 1 to 1596 code for a protein of 531 amino acids. Gene Ontology annotation, cellular component: plasma membrane. The transcript has 13 exons.